AAAAAAAAAUGAAAACAAAUUAGAAAUAGCCAAGAAUAAGAGUGGAGUGAGCUGAGGAGGGAGCAGAAAAAAUGCACAAUGCGCAUGCGGCGAUGGAAGCAAAGCUGCCGCAUCCGCCAUUUUUAUCCAAACCUGAAGCUUCUGCUCCCAAUCCCAUUUACAUUAUUAUCCCUCCUAUUCUCCAAACCCAUUCCUCUACACUCCAUCAAUAACAAGACCCAAAAAUCCCAACCCUAAAUAAAAAUCCAAUUUCUAUUUAUAAAAAUGCAGGGGUCAGAGCUCUUCUGCUCUAGCGAUUACACGGUCUCGGACGGAGUAUCUCGAACCCCAUUUUCUUUUUCUUCAAAUUCGGCUUUCUUUGUUAGCGGUGGCUUGUUUCUCGAGCCCACAAUUUCCGAAUCCUUUCUUCUCUCAGUCUCACCUAGAAAACACCAUGCAAUUGGAGCUUCGAAUUCGGGUUCGGGUUCUGUUUCGUUGUCUGCUUGUAGAUAUAGAGUGGUGGUUGGUGGUGGGUUCUUGUCCGUGAGUUUGAAGAGCGGUCCGAUUGUUGGGGAAACGAAGCGGUGUGAAUUUCAAAACGGAUAUGAGGGAUCCGAGGAGGCCGUGGUUGAGGAGAUGAAGGAGGAGAAAGUUAAGGUACGGGGAGGCCGUGCCAUGAAUACCACCAAGCAUUUGUGGGCUGGUGCUAUAGCUGCCAUGGUUUCCAGAACUUUUGUUGCCCCACUUGAGAGACUGAAGCUAGAAUAUAUAGUUCGUGGUGAGCAGAAGAACCUAUUUGAUCUUGUCAAGACAAUUGCGGUUUCUCAAGGUUUGAGAGGCUUUUGGAAGGGAAACUUUGUCAACAUCCUACGAACAGCUCCAUUUAAAGCAGUCAAUUUUUAUGCUUAUGAUACUUACAGAAAGCAAUUGCUCAGAUUUUCCGGGAAUGAGGAGACCACAAAUUCUGAAAGGUUCAUUGCUGGUGCUGCGGCUGGGAUUACUGCUUCUGUACUCUGCUUACCACUAGACACAAUUAGGACUCAGUUGGUGGCUCCUGGUGGGGAAGCUUUGGGUGGUGUUAUUGGUGCUUUCCGCCACAUGAUCCAAACUGAAGGGUUCUUUUCUCUUUAUAAGGGCUUAGUACCCUCCAUUAUGAGUAUGGCACCUUCAGGUGCAGUUUUCUAUGGUGUAUAUGAUAUAUUAAAAUCAGCUUAUCUACGUUCACCAGAAGGAAGGAAAAGAAUUGAAAACCAAAAAGGAAAGGAACUGACGGCCUUGGAUCAACUUGAAUUGGGACCAAUUAGGACGUUGGUACACGGGGCUAUUGCCGGCGCUUGUGCUGAAGCUGCAACAUACCCCUUUGAAGUUGUGAGGAGACAGCUUCAGCUACAAGUCCAGGCAACUAAAUUAAGUGCUAUACAAACUUGUGUGAAAGUAGUUGAGCAAGGAGGAAUCCCAGCUCUUUAUGCAGGACUCAUUCCCAGCUUGCUACAGGUACUUCCUUCAGCUGCAAUAAGUUACUUUGUGUAUGAGUUCAUGAAGAUUGUUCUUAAAGUAGAAUGAAGAUAAAAAAAUGAUCCUCUGGAAGAACAUUAUAGGAGGUUGUUCAUCAACAGAAAGAGAACCAGAAAUAAAUUUAGAAUCGUAGGAAUAGGAUGGUAGGUGAUUUUAGCAGUUACAAUUGAUAUUUGCAAAAUAUUUUUAUUGGAAAAGGAAGAAAAUAAAAUCUCCCUAUAUAUCACUGCCUUCUCUCAGUUCAAGUUCUAUACUCAUUUUCAUAUCUAAUUCUUUGGUCAUCUCCUAAAUCCGAAGACAUACUCGAGAAACUUUGUUUGAUUUGCUUAUCGAUUCAUAAUUCAUUCUAAACAUGUUGCUAGUAAAAUUCCUACUUUGGGAACAACAAUCUGAGUAUUGCUGGUCAACUGGAGCUAGAUUUUACAGAUCCAGUAACCAUGUGUAGCAUCGAACUUUGGAAGCCUGCAUCAAUAGCUAGCAUUGAGAAAUUGGAACGAGAAUCGUGGCUUCUACCGCUACAUUAUGCUAUUGCAGCAGAAAACUUGCUUAGUGUACUCAAGCCACAACUGUAUUCCUUAAUGCUACCAUCCGCAUCAUGGUUAUGGAAAUCUUCUGUUUUAAAUUUGUUGGCGAUGUAAGCAUUUGUUGCUCAACUUGUUACUUUUACGCCAUGCCAAGUAAAGAUGCAUUUUUUUUUUUUUCUGGAACCUUUCAGUUCCUUUGCAAAGAUGUUAUUAACUCAAUGUUUCAGAUUGCCUUUCUGUUUGUUCA
Ziziphus jujuba (common jujube) is the source of this 2265-nucleotide messenger RNA. RefSeq names its product probable mitochondrial adenine nucleotide transporter BTL3. Gene Ontology annotation, biological process: transmembrane transport. The transcript has 4 exons. The record is from RefSeq and is a predicted model, not a curated record. Lineage: Eukaryota; Viridiplantae; Streptophyta; Magnoliopsida; Rosales; Rhamnaceae. Bases 265 to 1542 code for a protein of 425 amino acids.